AUGGCUCUCCCGUUACCAGUUGGCCUCACCGCCGCCGAGGUUGCUUUCCUCUGCGAGAUGGAGCUGGUCACAGUCGUGCCUCGCCAGAGGCUGGACAGCAUGGAUUUGCUGGGACGCGCGCCGACGCGUCACCUCCGCGACGAGCUGAUCUCCCUCUUUGGCUCGCGGUACUCCUCAAGAAGCAGCGACGAGCCAACAUCGUGCCACCCCCUGGCUGCACCCGCAUCCCUCGCCGACAUCAUCCACCACGAGACCAAGAUUGAUCCCGAAGCCUUCUCACCUCCUCCGCCUCCUCCGGUCCGCGCCGACGGCCGGGGCGCCACGAAGCGAGUCGACCCCAUGUCCACAGACCCGGCGAAAGAGCCUGUGCUGUCGCCCCCUUCCUCCCCUCCUGCACAGCUGACGCCCCCGGUCGGCGCUGCCGUAUCACUGGCUAGAGCUCUCCGAGAUACUGUUAGCGCACGCGGGGACGACAUUACCGCCGCUGCCGAGGUACGCACCCUUCUACGGGACCUGAGGGAGAUCAGGGCAGCCAAGAUGCGCGCUAGCACAAGCCAGCUCGAGACGGGCGUUGCGGGGUAA
Parascedosporium putredinis is the source of this 582-nucleotide messenger RNA. The record is from the annotation of a GenBank genome assembly. Lineage: Eukaryota; Fungi; Ascomycota; Sordariomycetes; Microascales; Microascaceae.